AUAAAUUUAAUCAUUUUGAUCUGAUCUGAGAUUUUGGAUCAUCAUGCUGAGACUCGUUGUCUUGGCGCCAAAACUCUCCACUGGCGGCGUCGUUGCGCCGUGGCUCGCUCGUGCAAUGGCGACGCACGCGUUCCGAGACGCCCGCCUCGCGCUCUUCAAGCGGCACUACGAGGCCUCCGAUGGCGCCACUCCAACGACCACCAGUGCUGGCAUCGACAGUCGCUCAUCCUCUGAGACUGCGAUGGCUGCGGACGCCCGGCGCGGGGCACUCAAAGCGUGCUUCAAACCAGCGCGCGCAGACGCUGCUCCAGUCACUGUCGAUCUCGCAUCCGACUCGAAGGCGUCGGUGAUCCAGCUUGCGAAAGCCGCACUUGGAUCAACGCUAGAGCUCGUGACAUGCACCGUCAACGGCAAGCCGUGGGAUUUGACGCGACCGCUAGCUUUAUUCAUCAACGAGCACGCACAGGACGCACCAUCCAGCACAUUGGAGGUGGAGCUGCUUUCAUUCGACUCGAACGCGGCCAAGCAUGUCGCUUGGCACUCGGCUGCCCAUGUGCUCGGCGCUGCGAUGGAAGAAGUGUACGGCGAUGAUGUGGUGCUGUGCGACGGACCGGCCAUCAGCGAGGGUGGCUUCUUUUACGAGGGCAUGCUUGCCAACGGAAGGGGCUCCAUCUCGACCACCGACCUUGCCCCGCUGGUUGCCAAAGCCACGGCAUUCAUUUCGGCCAAGCACCCCUAUCAACGUGUCAGCGUAUCUGUGGCUGAUGCGCUGGCCAUGUUCCCGGAAAACCCAUUCAAACAGCACUUUAUUCGCAAAGCGGCGGCUGCUGCUGCUCCCAGCUCCCCGCUCAUCUCCAUCUAUCGGUGCGGUGAUUUUGUCGACCUGUGCCGUGGACCGCAUAUCAUCAAUACUGGGGUUGUGGGCGCAAUCACCUUCCAUGCCGUAUCUGCAGCCGAAUGGGCCAGCCCUCUGGCAUCCGCCCCUGCUGCUCUGCCGUCGCCCAUUCCCCUCCAACGCGUGUACGGCAUCUCGUUCCCCAAGGCAGCAAUGCUCAAAGAGUGGGUUACUGCACGCGAAGAAGCCAAGCUGCGCGACCAUCGGCUUAUCGGUGCAGCGCAGCAGCUCUUCAUGUUCCACCCAUACUCGCCGGGAUCUGCCUUCAUGUUGCCCCACGGCAUGAAGAUCAUCUCCCGCUUGCAAGAGUACAUCCGCUUGGCUUACAUCCACUAUGGCUAUCAGGAGGUGUCGACACCGAUCGUGUAUUCCAAGGAGCUGUGGGAAACGUCGGGACACUUGCAGCAUUAUGCCCAGGACAUGUUUGCCGUCACAGGUGGCCUGACUCCGGCUGCUCCUGCUGCCGGUGCUGCUGCUGGUGCUGCUGGUCACAGCCAUCAUCACGCCGACAGCGAUGCUUCGUCUGAUGCGACCCAGGCGUUGAAACCAAUGAACUGCCCUGGCCACUGCCUCAUCUUCCAGCGCAAGCACUACUCGUACCGAGAGCUUCCCAUCCGAUUGGCCGACUUUAGUCCGUUGCAUCGCAACGAAGCCAAAGGUGCUCUGAGUGGGCUGACACGAGUCCGCCGCUUCCACCAGGACGACGCACACAUUUUCUGCACACCCGAGCAGAUCCAAGCCGAGAUUUUGAACGUCCUGGGCUUUGUCCGAGAAGUGUACGGCCGCCUUGGCUUUUCGGAAUUCACCUUGAAACUUUCCACCCGGCCAGAGUCGUUUGUCGGCAGCAUUGAGCAAUGGGACUAUGCCGAAUCGUGCCUCAAGGAUGCUCUGCAGCAGACGUGCGGCAGCAACUGGACUCUCAACCCAGGGGACGGCGCCUUCUAUGGACCAAAGAUUGACAUUACAAUCCGGGAUGCCAUCGGGCGCCAGCACCAGACCGCCACAGUCCAGCUCGAUUUUCAGCUGCCACAGCGCUUUGGCCUGCGCUACUUUGACGCCAACCAGCAAGCACACACGCCCGUCAUGAUCCACCGCGCCGUGCUGGGCUCAUUGGAGCGGAUGUUUGCCAUUCUGAUUGAGAACACGGCGGGCAGGUGGCCGUUGUGGCUGUCGCCCCGUCAGGUAGCCGUCUGCAGCGUCGAUCCUUCUGUCAACGAGUAUGCCGCCGAGGUUUGCAAGCAGCUGGAAAAGGUCAGUCUACGGCUGCCUGGCAGCGUGUUUGAAGUCAAGAACAACGUGACGACCGACUCGUCCGCAGCGACUCCCAAUGGCUCAUCGUCCGCGUUCGCGCUUCAAGUCGAGGCCGACUUGUCCGACAACCGCCUGAGCAAAAAGAUUCGCGAUGCCCAGGUCAGCCAGUUCAAUUACAUUGUGGUGACGGGCGCGCGCGAGGCGGCAGAUCGGACGCUCAAUGUGCGAGAUCGCACUGGCGCACAACUCGGUACCAUGUCUUUUGACAAGUUUGUACAACUACUCCACGAUCAAAUGGCGUAGGUUUACUUGUUUUUUGAACGGAAAAGCCAUGGUACUAGACUCUUUCAUUAAAGUAAAGUUGCACUACUGUAG
This is a messenger RNA of Capsaspora owczarzaki ATCC 30864, 2521 nucleotides long. Its product is annotated as Tarsl2 protein. NCBI's taxonomy places the organism in Eukaryota, Filasterea, Ministeriida, Capsasporidae. The record is from RefSeq and is a predicted model, not a curated record. Gene Ontology annotation, molecular function: threonine-tRNA ligase activity; ATP binding. The transcript is spliced from 3 exons. Bases 44 to 2449 code for a protein of 801 amino acids. Gene Ontology annotation, cellular component: cytoplasm; mitochondrion. Gene Ontology annotation, biological process: threonyl-tRNA aminoacylation.